AAUUAAGGGUGGACAUAAAGAAUUCACAAAGCGGCCGCAAAUUUUCAGUUUUGAUAGUCAGCAUAUACGGAAAAAAUUCGCUUAGUUUUGACAAAUAGAAACAGUUUUAUGCAUAAUGAAGAAUAUUAGAAAAAUGUCGAGAUUUUUCGGAAAUAAAAUUAAGUCACAUUUUUAUGUCAUCAAAAAAGUUUACCCUAUUUAGGGUAAAAGUGGAAGUAGUGUUGAUGUGUAACGUCAGACGAGUUGAUCGAGCUUGCGGCAUGUUGGUCCAAAUAUUUGUUACAUUUGCCAUCUUGCUGUCGCAAGUUUGCACUUCUGAUCCUGACCAGUUAAAUUUGGAGGUAGUGUCUGAAGCUGAACUUCAACAGCUUGUAUUGGAUGAAAAAUAUGUACUUGUUUUGUUUUCUAGAGGAGAAAAAUGCACAGCUGGCUGCGACACGUUGGAGAAGCAGCUGCUGCGAGUACGGGAAGAGAUAGUAGAAGCUCUAGGAGCAUGGGUUGUACGGUGCCAUGCUCCCGACACUCAAAUUCAUUGGGGUGGAUCCCGUGAUACUGAAACCAUUAUAUUUAUUAGGAAUACCAAGCCAAUGAUUGUUUCCAGUUCCUUCAGUGAUGACGAAGAAUUGCUAAAUUAUCUUCUCGCAAACAAAGAAUCUAAUGUCAAGUCGCUUAAUGAUGCAACGUUUGAGCACGAGACACAGGCAAGCACUGGCGCGACUACAGGAGACUGGCUGGUGGUGUUCACCAGGGAAGGCUGUGGCCAGGCCUGUGAGCGCAUCGUGUCCCACGUCGAGGCGGCCGCUGCUAACUUGAGAGGCAGGAAGAAUGUAGCCGUGGUCCUGAGAGAGGCUGAGGCGGCCGUCACAACGCGGCGAUUCGAAGUCACUGACUUCCCUGGCGUUAUUCUUUUCCGGCUUGGCCGCAUGUACCGCUUCCCUCUGGUGCCCAUCACGGCCUCGGCUCUCACAGCCUUCGCUGAGGAAGGCUUCAGAAAUGCCAGGGCUGAGGAAAUCCCCAUGCCAAAAUCCCCAUUCGAUGAUGUCACGCAAGCAAUAGCAGACUGGCUGCGCGAGAACCCUUAUCAGUUCCUCGGUGGCGUGGCUGGCACAAUCUUCGUCAUUCUGGUCCUGGUUCUGCUCAACUCUCCUCCUCCUGAGUCCUGGACCAAACAGGCCAAGAAAAAGAAGAAAUAAUUCGAAAUUUUCUGGUAGCAACACUAGAGUUUCUGUCUCAUCUAUUGAUUAGGGCUGGUAACUUGCUUCAAUAAGGCAGUUGUCAGAUUAUCAAGGUUAACUUCAGAAAGACAAUGUCGAAUCCUUCGCUCGACUUCUAUAUCUGGAGGCUUUUUUGGCAUGGGUUUUUGCUUCUGUCACUUAUUUUUACUUCAGUAUUAACUAUUUUUAUAUAAAACUCCAAGUCGAGCAUUAUUCAUUCAUCAUUACAAAACCUAUAUUAUCCAUUAAAUGCCUGUUAUGAAUGUUAUCAAGUUUUCUGUAGCCAUUCCACUGUCAGGAAUAACUUGGGAGAUUUCUACUAUGAGCUUCUUUGCGUCAUAUUACGUCAUUUGAGGAGCACUUAAUCAUUUGAGGAGAAUACUAGCUUUUUGAGGGUGCCAUGUUGGUCUGAGUAGAUGGCCUGUUUUCAACUACCGGUAUUCGAUUUGCAAAUUUUGAUGUUGGGAACUUUUAAUCCAUUGGCAGUCCUGCAAAGUUGUCUGUCGAAGUCGUCAGUUGCAAACUGAACUCGUUUGAAUUUUUAUUUCAUUUUAAGGGUGCGGUUUUGACAUAACUUAACUCCAUUUAAACUUGUACGAUAUGUUAUUUAUGUAUCACAACGCUCCAAUACCAAUUUACCAUCAUUAUGCAACAUAUGUAUUAUAAAAAUUAUGGUGUGAUUUGUAUUGGACCGCAGUGUGCUCAAUACCAGUGUUGAGCAUAGUAAUGUUGCAAUUCAUGAUAAUGUCAAUCAUGAGCAGUAAUACAUAAACAUGUGGCUGUUGUCUGCAGUUCUCAACAGAUGUUUGGUUUUUUUGGCGUUUUUGUUUGAAAUUAAAAAAUUCAUUUUUGUUUCGGCUCGUUUGAUUUUUAAUUCUUAUUCUACAUUCCAACAGUUGCUUCAUUCAAAGCUAUUAUUUUCGAAUUUUUAACGUAGUUACACUUGAUUAAUACUUUUUCUGUUUACCAUGUUAGGAUUUUCAGAAUUAGUAUAAAAAGUGAUUAGGCUGCAAUUAUUUUUUCUAUUUUAAUAUAAAGAACUUGUUCACAUUUGGUUUGAUUUCUCACGAUUGGUCGUAAUAUUCAAAUCUUGUUUCUUUCAUGUCAGUUUACGGUUAGUGUGAAAUUGCUCCGAGUUGUUCCUCCUUCUAGUUUGACUAAUUGUUUGUAAGAAUCUAGGUGAGUUACCCUAUGAUUUCGGAGAAAUUCUAUCAGAUUUGUGAGCUACAACAAUUUUGUUGCAUUAUAUUCACUUUCUUAUUCAACCUUCUUGCUGGGUCGCCCGUAAGUAUCCUUCCACUUAUUUAUACUUUUCCAGGUCGUUUAGAGUAUUACGAAUUUGCGUUAUUGUUUCUUCUUAGAUCGAGCUUUCAGCUCUUCUUUUCCAUGCAAGUUUCUUGAAUGAUUUAUAAUAUUUUUCUCGAUAUUGGAUUGUUAUUUUUGCCAUUUCUCGAACAGCGCUCAUCGCCCGCGUUUAAUGUGUUGUGUGGACGAUGUUGUAGGCAGAGAAUGGAGGGUAUGUGCGUUGCGAAAGAAAUUGAUUUGAAUAAUGGCAUGACGGUAUUCAGCACCUAAUAUAAUUUGGGUUUUUGAAUUCCAAAGUCCGCGACAACCCCAGGGUGGUCAGUUGAAGAGCAUUGACUCUCGAUUGCAAAUCUUGAUAUCUCGAUUGGAUGUACUUUGAUAUAGUUUAAUCCACACAGUUGAAUCUAUAACAGUUAAUAUUUUUUCUGUUAUUUACUCUGGCAAAACUAUCAUUAUAGCUUUAUAGGUGAACUGCGCAGAAACAUUGUACAGUCAUCAGACGAGUGUGUUCCUAUCAGAAGCGCUUCCGAGCAUUAAUUAAUGUAGUUUCUGUUUGCAUACCGCCAAGCUCGUGAUAUAAGGCGUCGGGUCUCAAUUGUAGGGAUGAAUAGUUACGAAGAUAGCAUUCUUCGUGCUCCUUACCUGUCAUGUCAGGCAUGAGUACGGUAAUCAAAUUUUUAUUGUUUUCUUUCGUCGUCAGAUUUAAUCCGUCGUCUGGAAGCUGAUAAAUGCGAGUCGUUCACAGGAAUUUCAUUGCUGUCCACGUUUGUGUUCUAGUAAUACUGUUUGCGGACUUGUAUUAUGAAAGUCUUAAUGUUAUGGUGGUUGUUUGGGUGCUGUUGGAUUGAAACAAUCCUUGUUUUCUAAUGAAAAGUUUUUUCAACUAGUUUUGUUUUACCUGUUUAAACGAAGUUACAUUUGAAUUAAAUUGGUUGAACGAAA
Hyalella azteca is the source of this 3461-nucleotide messenger RNA. RefSeq lists its product as uncharacterized. Lineage: Eukaryota; Metazoa; Arthropoda; Malacostraca; Amphipoda; Hyalellidae. The record is from RefSeq and is a predicted model, not a curated record. The transcript has 5 exons. Bases 174 to 1193 code for a protein of 339 amino acids.